UCCUUUUACUAUGGCUUCCCCUACUCUCUUGCUUUCUCUUCUCUUCGCCUCUUUGGUCAUUUCUUCUUCUGCUGCUGCUGCUGCUAACUUCUUCCAAACAACUGACAUUACGUGGGGAGAUGGCCGCGCUCAGGUUCUCGACAAUGGCGACCUUCUUACUCUUUCCCUAGACAAAACCACUGGCUCUGGCUUUCAGUCCAUAAAUGAGUAUUUGUUUGGAAAGAUCGAUAUGCAAAUCAAGCUCGUUUCUGGCAACUCUGCUGGAACUGUCACUGCAUACUACUUGCGUUCAGAAGGGUCGGCGUGGGAUGAAAUAGAUUUCGAGUUUUUGGGCAAUCUGAGCGGCGAUCCUUACAUAGUUCACACCAAUGUGUUCAGCCAAGGAAAGGGCAACAGAGAGCAACAGUUCUAUCUCUGGUUCGACCCAACUGCUGAUUUCCACACCUAUUCAAUCAUCUGGAAUCCCCAGCGCAUUAUUUUCUACGUGGACAGCAUACCCAUUAGAGUGUUCGAGAACAAGGAAUCAAUCGGCGUUCCAUUCCUCAAAAACCAGCCAAUGAGGAUUCAAUCCAGUCUAUGGAACGCCGACAACUGGGCAACCAGAGGGGGGUUAGUGAAGACAAAUUGGACUCUGGCUCCGUUCACCGCAUCUUACAGAAACUUCAAUGAAGACGCCUGCAUUUGGCCAUGGGGACAGGCUUCUUGUGGGUCGACCGUCAGCGACAAGUCGUGGUACACACAGGAUCUGGAUUUCGAGAGCCAAGGAAAACUGAAGUGGGUCCAAAACAACUUCAUGAUUUACAACUAUUGCACCGAUAAGAAGCGAUUUCCUCAGGGCCUGCCUCCCGAAUGCAAUGACACCGCCUAACUUCCAGUUCUUUCCAUUUAUCAUAAUUAUUGUAUUGCUUUCUACAAUUUGUUACCCAACAUUCAUUUCUAUUGAUUUUGUAUACACA
Cucurbita pepo subsp. pepo (vegetable marrow) is the source of this 956-nucleotide messenger RNA. RefSeq names its product putative xyloglucan endotransglucosylase/hydrolase protein 23. Gene Ontology annotation, cellular component: cell wall; apoplast. Gene Ontology annotation, biological process: xyloglucan metabolic process; cell wall biogenesis. The record is from RefSeq and is a predicted model, not a curated record. NCBI's taxonomy places the organism in Eukaryota, Viridiplantae, Streptophyta, Magnoliopsida, Cucurbitales, Cucurbitaceae. Gene Ontology annotation, molecular function: hydrolase activity, hydrolyzing O-glycosyl compounds; xyloglucan:xyloglucosyl transferase activity.